GCCACAUCGCAUUUUGGACUUAGAGGAGCACGCGCCAAUGCCUCUUUCUUCCCAGCUGUCAGUAAUUAGCUCAAGCUUUGGGCGAGCUUAUCCCACGUUUCAUGGGGAGUACCCAUUUGGAUUCCAUUGGGGACACCCUUUGUCCAGAUGUGGAUAACUGAUCUUCAGAAGGCGAGAUGGUUUCCACGUCCAUCAGACUUUCCGACGUCAAUACCCGGCCCGUGGCCUCUGGGCGUGGUGCCGAUCCAAGAGCUUGAGCCAGGUGCCGGUUCAAAGUCUAUUCUUUCUAUCUGGACUUUUGUCUCUACGUUCUUUUGAGCUCAAGCGGACCCCCCAUCCCCGCAUCCAGGAGAGAGGAUGGUUCCGAUCCUUGCGUAACCCGACCUUCUUUCAUUAGGGUGCCGUCCCUACGGAUCGCAUGCCAACGAAUACGGCCGACUUUGGCUCCCUAGAUCUUCUUACCUUGUUCUCCUUCUGAUUGUCCUUUCUUGCCCCUGCCGCAAUUUCCCUGAUGCAGCAGUGGCAAUCAUCAGGUACGAUCAACCUCAUGUCGCGGCAUGGUAGACGUCGACAUUGACCCGCACCGACCUCGUCGCGUUAUCGCGGUCGCCAUCUUUUGCCUCUGCCUCACCUGGGUCGCCGUGCCGCUGCGCAUCUACUCGAGGCUUUUCCUGACACGGGUCUUCACUCUCGAUGACAAGCUCAUAUGCUUGGUCCAGAUUACAUUCACCGCGUACCUUCUUACGGAUAUCGCAGCAGUCUUCCAUGGGUCUGGACAUGAUGCUGUAGAGUUUUCGCCAGAGGACAGAAGGAUAGCUCUUCAGCUUUUCUUCGCCGGCGAACUCCUUUAUCUGAUUACUACUCUACUCCUAAAAGUCUGCGUUGGCCUACUGUUGCUCAGCAUUGCCAUUGUACCUUUACACAUCUGGACACUUCGAAUACUCCUCUGUUCGACAUUCGUGUUCGGGUCCCUGUACUUCGUCCUGGUCAUCUUCCAGUGCAGACCGCUUCACGUAUUCUGGGACGUGGGCCCUCGGACACCAGGCAGCUGCUUCUCAGAUAGCGUCGUGCUUGGCUGCACAUACACCCUCGCAAUUCUGAACUGCCUCGCGGACUGGACCUUUGGCGUUCUGCCGUUGUUGAUUGUCUGGUCGCUGCAGAUGCGCCUAAAGACGAAGCUACUAGUCAUUCUGCUGCUAGGCUUCGCAUCCAUAGCGAGCAUUGCGACCAUAGUGCGCGCAGUAGCUGUUCCAGCACUGCUCAACCAGGAAAACUUUCUUCGCGACACAGCAUAUCUCGCCAUCUGGAGCAACAUCGAGCCCGGUAUUGGCAUAGCGGCUGCCUGUGCGCCGGCUCUAUCCCCGCUGGUUCGACAUAUCCUCGGGAAAAGACAACGGCGGGGAUACGAAAGGGGCAUCUGGCGAACACGGGACCUUCCAACAAUCACAAACGACUCAAUGGCGCUAUCGGACAGAACAGAGAGGAGGCAGCACGAGUUUCGAAGCGGAGGCACAUCUAAAAACGACGUACUACGCCUGCGGUUCGACGACUUUUCAUACGAAUCCCGGAUCUCCUCCGGCCCACAGGCAAAUCAGAUGCGGCCGGUGCCGCCGCCAAGGAGUCGGGCGUCAUGGGCCUUUCCGUUACGGCGCGGGUCAGGGGCCAGCGGCGGCGGCUUCGAUUGUCUCACUGCUGAUACCACGCUCACCACAUCGACGAUAUCGUCAGACGGGGCAGCGACCGAGCCGCCGUCCUCGGGGAUCAUGAAGACGAUGGAGUUUCAGCUGUCGUAUGAGGCGAGAACGUGGACGACGUCGAGGCGGGGGAGGAUGAUUCCGCGGGACGAGAGCAUGACGCUGCGGCCUUCGACGAUUGCUGAGAUGAGGAGGGUGACAAGUGGAGAGGUGCCGCUUCUUCAUGACGGGAUGUCUCCGACUUCAAGAGAUUAUGAUGUUGAAGCUGGGUUUACGCGGAGAUCGUGUAAUAAUCGGCACUCAUCACCGCCUGGUUCACCGUGGGAGUGGAUGGGAAAUCGACAGGCCAGGCCUCUUUCUAUGAAUGGGGGCAAGUUCGGAGCUGAGGCCACUCAUACGACGAUGGCGGAAAAGCGGCUAUCGACGAAAUCAUAG
Messenger RNA from Colletotrichum scovillei, 2129 nucleotides. RefSeq lists its product as uncharacterized. Lineage: Eukaryota; Fungi; Ascomycota; Sordariomycetes; Glomerellales; Glomerellaceae. The record is from RefSeq and is a predicted model, not a curated record. The coding region runs from base 558 to 2129 and encodes 523 amino acids. The transcript is spliced from 4 exons.